Sparassis crispa is the source of this 468-nucleotide messenger RNA. RefSeq lists its product as hypothetical. The transcript has 4 exons. Bases 1 to 468 code for a protein of 155 amino acids. NCBI's taxonomy places the organism in Eukaryota, Fungi, Basidiomycota, Agaricomycetes, Polyporales, Sparassidaceae. The record is from RefSeq and is a predicted model, not a curated record. Gene Ontology annotation, biological process: Golgi vesicle transport. Gene Ontology annotation, cellular component: membrane.
AUGUCUACGGACCCGUACGACGCGGUGCAGCAGGAAAUACAAACGUCACUGCAGACGGCGUCCACGCUGCGUGCGUCGUACUUGCGUAUCCGGAGUACUGCGCGGGAAGACAGCGAGGAGCUGGGUUGGGCGCGAAAUGAGCUCAAGGCGACCCUCGCGGCUUUGGAUGCGGAUUUGGAAGACUUGGAGGAGAGUGUGAAAAUUGUUGAAACUACAGGCGCGCGGAUGUUUGGUUUGGAAGAGUCGGAAGUCAUCGAGAGAAGGCGGUAUGUCGGGCAUGUACGGCACGAGCUUGAGAGCAUGCGAGCAGAAAUCGAAUCCGAGGCUGAAAGUCGAACCCGGCUAAAGUCGCAGGUCAGACCUCCUGCAGAGAUCUCUCGUGGAGCCAGCCAGCCAUUACCUGCGGAUGAAAGGGACGAGCAGUCUGAGUGGGCCAGGCAGGAGCAACAGGCGAGUUUCACGGUUUAA